AGUUUUAUUACAAAAUCAUUUCCUCUCAUCGCCCAAUAAUACAGAUGGGUAUUUGUUUUUGAAAGAGUGUGCUGCGUGCAGGCAGACGGCUGUGAACUUCUGGGUGAUGUCAAAUGAAUACUUUAUUGAGUUUGCCUGCAGCACUUCUGAGUUAAUAUGCACUGAUGCCUAUGUGUGUGUGAGUGUGUUGGCAGUCAUGCAUCAGAACACCACGAACACACUCAGCGGAGGGGAGGGUACCAGGUGCAGGAUGUGGGGUCUAUGCAUCCACUCCCACACACUUUCUUAGUCACUGUGCCCACUCAGACUUUGCCAGCCCCUCCCAGCAGAGCAGGGAGACCCCUUUCUGCCAGUGUGUGGAUGAAAUCCAAAGAAAUCAGGCACUCUGCAAGACACGGCUCAGUCUAGCACAGACUCAAACAGUGCUUGCUGCUGGGACUGGCUUAGAGGCUUUCCCUCGGGGACUGAACUGUGACGAGCUACCUGUGGGUGAACAUCUCUUGGAGAUAGAGUAUUGGAUACUGGAUGCGUUGGAAAAAUGCAAGAUAGGAGGUUUGUUUCUGAGGGUCCAGGGCUGAAGCCUCCGCCCGAAUCUGGGUUCUUCUCUGCACCUCUCGCCAGGCCGGGUAGCAACAUCUUCAGCGCCGUCCAGCAGCAGGACUACUCCGCCAUGAUCUGGCUCAAAAGAAGGGAUAGAAUGGAACGGUCCCAGCAGAAGUGUAUUGCUGUGUUUGCACUGGUUUGCUGCUUUGCUGUCCUGGUGGCUCUAAUUUUCUCUGCUGUGGAUGUCUGGGGAGAGGAUGAGGAUGGUGUCACUGAGGAGAACUGCAGCAAAAAUUGUCGCAUUGUCCUUGUGGAGAACAUCCCAGGGGAGCUGUCAUUCAAUAGUUCAACCCAUGUCCCUCUCUCUGUGGGUCUCAACCACCUUUUGGACCAAGCAAAACUGUCAGUUGAGAUAGUGUCCCCAUACUGGGCUCUGACCUCCGCCGAUCAGGGGUCACGACUUUAUUCUGCCUAUCAGGGUCAGUAUUUGUUUCAGAGAUUAUUAAACCUGAAGUCUCGAGGUGUCAAAUUAAAGAUUGUCAGUGAUCAGCCCAACUCCAUUGAGAUAAAAAGCAUGUCUGACCGCUAUGCAGAAGUCCGCUAUGUCAACAUGACAGCCCUCACCAGAGGUAGACUGCUUUCCUGCUUUUGGGUAGUAGACAGGAAGCACAUUUACAUUGGCAGUGCUGGCAUGAACUGGAAGGCGCUGUCCAAGCUGAAGGGGCUUGGGGUGAUAGUGUACGACUGUAGUUGUCUGGCUCUGGACCUGCACAGGAUCUUUUCUUUCUACUGGCAGCUGCAGUACAGAGACUACAUCCCUUCAAUCUGGUCCAAGAGAGUCACGGCCGUGUUCAGCAGAGACCAGCCACUCCAGCUCAGGCUCAACAAUACAGAUGCUUCUGCCUAUGUGUCGACGUCUCCAGAUCUCUUUUGCCCCAAGGGUCGAAGCAGAGAUAUAGAUGCUAUACGACAUGUGAUUCGAGAAGCAAAGAGAUUCAUCUACAUCUCUGUAACCGAUUACCUGCCCUUAGUCAACCGCAGCUUCAGAGGAUCACCAAUCAUAAGAUACUGGUCGCCAAUAGAUGAGAUGCUCCGGGAGGCUGUGGUACUGAGAGAGGUCAAAGUUCGUCUCUUAAUCAGUCUCUGGACACGUACACAUCCGCUGACCUUUAACUUUAUUACAUCAAUGCAGGCUCUUUGCACAGGACUGCCAGUCUGUUCUAUAGAGGUGAGAUUUUACAGAGGCAAGGAGCAGAUGGGAGGAUUUCCGCAUAGAAUAAAUGAGAAUAAAUUUAUGGUGACAGACAACGCAGGAUACAUUGGGAAUCUGGACUGGGUUGGCAGUGAGUUUUCCUUCAACGCAGGAGCCGGGCUGGUGAUUCAGGAAUCAGAGGACCAGCGGAAAGGGCAGGACUCAAUUGUAGAGCAGCUGACUGCUGCUUUUGAAAGAGACUGGUUUUCACCCUACACAAUAAGCCUGCUAUCUGGCAGCACAACCCUUCAGGAGAGCCAACAUGGGAGGCAGAAACUGCAAUCUCUGAAGACAAAAGCAGAGAGCAGAGAGCAUGAGUGAGCGGCGGGAAUUUCUCUCUGAAGCGGGACCAAUAAGCCAAGGACUUUGUGCCUCAGAACAUCUGCGCCAUGACUCUUAACAUUUGAGUUUUCAAAUGCUGUCAAUGGAACUGAAUUAUAAUCUCUGAAGGACUUCUGUGAAGGAAAAGAUUUUUGAGUGCUUUCUUUUUAACAUUAUACAGUACAGCACUUUCAGUGAAAAACAUUACUCUUUCACUAAAUCUUUAUAUAAUGCAUGCCUAUUUAGAUGAGCAGAACUGUUGAAAUUAUUUACUCCAAUAUUCAGACUUUUCUUAUUUUAAACCAAAAUAUUCUGAGGCCCAUGGAAAACUGUCAAGAAAGGACAUUAACAAAAUUUUGUAAUUGUGAUUUUCUCAAGCUGUUCAUCAGCCAUCUUUUUUUUUAAAAACAAGCACAUUUUUAGUAAAAGAAAUUUUGAAAAAAUCUGCAUAUAUGCCAACACAUGUGCUGAUUA
Messenger RNA from Megalobrama amblycephala (Wuchang bream), 2590 nucleotides. RefSeq names its product phospholipase D family, member 5 (gene pld5). The record is from RefSeq and is a predicted model, not a curated record. The coding region runs from base 539 to 2116 and encodes 525 amino acids. Lineage: Eukaryota; Metazoa; Chordata; Actinopteri; Cypriniformes; Xenocyprididae. The transcript is spliced from 10 exons. Gene Ontology annotation, molecular function: catalytic activity.